CGACAUCGUCGUUCGUCGUCGGUGGUUGUCACCGUAUCACCGGAAAGUAGUCGGCGGCGUCCACUUGGGCCCACACUCAUUACUCCCCCUGACACCCGCGCACCUGCACCACCGAGGUAGCGGAGCCAUAUGCACGUCGCCUCCGUCUGGCAAGCAAGCCUCAUUCCAUUUCGAUCGAGGCCCGAGGAUGAUCCAUGCCCUGCGCCUGCAGGUAGCAGUAGCACUGCAUCGCCAUCACUAGCUGUGUCCCUCGCGCGCGCCAUGGCGGUGGCGUGCAGGAGGCGCCAUGCAUUUACUCCUCCUGCCUGCCCGCUCCCGCCGGACACGUACGCAUCGCACCCAGCUCCCGCGCCAUAUUUACCCUCGUCCUGCUCCUUCCACCUUCACCGUCGCUAGAGCUGGCUGAGCUGAGCCUAGACAUGCGCGCUGCGAUGUCUGCCGGCCUGUGGCAGCUGCUCGUUGCCGUGAGCGCGUUUCUGGCGACGGCGGCGGCGCAGGAGACAGGGGCGGCGCCCAUGGUGCCGGCGCUGUUCGUGUUCGGGGACUCGCUGCUGGACAACGGCAACAACAACAACCUGGCGUCGCUGGCCAAGGCAAACUACCUCCCCUACGGCAUCGACUUCGCCGCCGGCCCCACCGGCCGCUUCUGCAACGGCUACACCAUCGUCGACGAGCUCGCUGAGCUGCUUGGGCUGCCCCUGGUUCCGGCCUACUCCCAGGCCUCUGACUCCGGCCAGCAGCUCCUCCAAGGCGUCAACUACGCCUCCGCCGCCGCCGGGAUCCUCGACGAAAGCGGUGGAAACUUCGUUGGACGGAUACCGUUCAACCAGCAGGUCCAGAACUUCGAGUCGACUGUUGGCCAGAUCGGCGCCACCGCUUCCGGUGGCCCGGCGACUGCAGCCGGCAUCGUUGCUCGGUCCAUCGUGUUCGUGGGGCUGGGGAGCAACGACUACCUGAACAACUACAUCAUGCCCAACUUCGAAACCCGGAGGCGUUACACUCCCCAGCAGUUCGCCGACCUCCUCGUCACACGAUACGCCUCCCAGCUCACCAGGCUGUACAAGGCGGGGGCGAGGCGGUUCGUGGUGGCCGGGGUGGGAUCGAUGGGGUGCAUCCCGACCAUCCUGGCGAGGAGCACGGAUGGGCGGUGCUCGGAGGAGGUCGACCAGCUAGUGGCACCGUUCAACGCCGGGGUGAGGGGGAUGCUGGACGGCCUCAACGCCGGCCUCCCCGGGGCCACCUUCACGUACCUCGACAACUACCGCCUGUUCAAGCUCAUGCUCGCCCACCCUGCCUCCUACGGGUUCGACGUGGUGGACCGGGGUUGCUGCGGGAUCGGCCGGAACGGCGGGCAGAUGACGUGCCUGCCCUUCAUGCCGCCGUGCGCCGACCGGGAGCGCUACAUCUUCUGGGACGCCUACCACCCCACGGCGGCAGUCAACGUCAUCAUGGCGCGCCAGGCCUUCGACGGCGCCUCCGACGUCGUCUCCCCCGUCAACGUUCGCCGCCUCGCACAACUCUGACCUGCCGGCCGCCAUUUAAUCUGAAUUACCAGGUCGACUAGCUAGAGUACCCAGUCCGUAGUUAUUAAUAAUCUAAUCAGAACUCAGAAUCAGACCAGACGUGUGUCUGCCGCGUGCAAAAUUAAAUUGAAUGGACCAUAUGCUUGACAUUUUGGUGAGUGGAAUUUAUGCUUUCUA
This is a messenger RNA of Hordeum vulgare subsp. vulgare (domesticated barley), 1700 nucleotides long. RefSeq names its product GDSL esterase/lipase At1g71691-like. Gene Ontology annotation, molecular function: hydrolase activity, acting on ester bonds. The record is from RefSeq and is a predicted model, not a curated record. Bases 420 to 1523 code for a protein of 367 amino acids. The transcript has 5 exons. Lineage: Eukaryota; Viridiplantae; Streptophyta; Magnoliopsida; Poales; Poaceae.